Molecule: messenger RNA, 1338 nt
Organism: Pichia kudriavzevii
Lineage: Eukaryota; Fungi; Ascomycota; Pichiomycetes; Pichiales; Pichiaceae
Exons: 1
Coding region: 1-1338 (445 amino acids)
Biological process (GO): DNA-templated transcription; regulation of transcription by RNA polymerase II; nucleotide-excision repair
Cellular component (GO): transcription factor TFIIH core complex; transcription factor TFIIH holo complex
Molecular function (GO): zinc ion binding
Source: RefSeq, a predicted model, not a curated record
AUGUCACAUCCACACAGAGCCUCCUCCACGAACAGUACAGUUAACCAAGACGAUGAUGAGGACGAGAUUGUUGUUCCUUCCAGACGCCGGCAGCAACAGAAGUCACGAGGAAUCUCCAAAGUAGAUGAUGAUAUAGAUGCGACGGGGUCGACCACCACAGCGGAUGCCGCUGGUAACGGGUCCAACAGUGGGUACUCCUGGGAGGAUGAGUACCGCCGGUCGUGGGACAUUGUCCAAGAGGACGAAAGUGGGUCCAUUGCGAGUCUGGUUAGUGGACUAGUGGAUACACAGCGGAAACGGUCGCAUAUCAAUGCCACUCCAUUUCAGAGGGGGAUUAUCCGUACAGUGGUGCUAGUCUUGGAUUGUUCCCAGGUGAUGCGAGAGAAGGACUUCCGCCCAAACCGGCAUUCCUUGACAGUGAAGUAUGCCGUGGAGUUUGUACAUGACUUCUUUGAGGAAAAUCCCAUCUCUCAGCUGGCCGUUGUCGCCAUGCGAAACGGUCUUGCCCAUUGUGUCUCUCCCAUGAGCGGGAACCCCAGUGAACAUGUGGAUGCUCUCCAUACUUUGGGGAGAGUCGAUCCGGAAGGUGGGCCGUCUCUUCAGAAUGCCCUUGAAAUGGCCCGUGGCCUUCUUGCACACACUCUUGGCCAUGCCACGAGGGAGAUAGUCCUAGUGUUUGGUGCACUCUUUACUGCCGAUGCAGGCGAUAUACAUGCGACCAUAAAAAGAUUGGCCAAGGAGAAGGUUGCUGUCCGUGUCAUUGGGCUAGCGGCCAGGGUUGCCGUUUGUGAAGAGCUGGUACGGGCCACCAAUGCCAAUGCCAAUCCGAAAGAUGCCUACAACGUGGUGCUCAAUGAGACGCAUUUCAGAGAACUCGUGCAGGAGUGUGUGGCCCCACUGGGGGUCCCCAAGGACGGUAGCACUGAUGCACAUGCCCUUGUCAAGAUGGGUUUCCCCUCUAGAGUGGCCGAAAGCUCUCCAACGCUCUGUGCAUGUCAUUCACAACUAGUGUGUGGCGGAUAUACCUGUCCACAAUGUACAAGUCGGGUGUGUGCACUACCGGCAGUGUGCCCCUCCUGUGGACUGACAUUGGUUCUCUCGACACACUUGGCCAGAUCCUACCACCACCUCUUCCCUCUCAAACUCUUUGUGGAGUCUCCAGCUGGUAAUGGGGGGAAACUGAAUGGGAAGGCCAAACGAUGCUUUGCCUGUGCACAGGUCCCAUUGACAAGCUACACUUGCUCAGACUGCCACAACACCUUCUGCACCACGUGCGAUGUGUUUAUCCAUGAGACACUCCACAUUUGUCCUGGCUGUGAGAGCAGACCCAGCCACUAG